This is a messenger RNA of Gossypium arboreum, 744 nucleotides long. RefSeq names its product H/ACA ribonucleoprotein complex subunit 2-like protein. NCBI's taxonomy places the organism in Eukaryota, Viridiplantae, Streptophyta, Magnoliopsida, Malvales, Malvaceae. The record is from RefSeq and is a predicted model, not a curated record. The transcript has 4 exons. Gene Ontology annotation, biological process: snRNA pseudouridine synthesis; rRNA pseudouridine synthesis. The coding region runs from base 101 to 574 and encodes 157 amino acids. Gene Ontology annotation, cellular component: box H/ACA snoRNP complex; nucleolus. Gene Ontology annotation, molecular function: box H/ACA snoRNA binding.
AACAUAGAAAAACCCUAAUUUCCGCCGUUUGCUUUCUUUCACAUUAUAGACAUUUAUUUCCUCCCAAUUAUUUUCAUCGUUGGGGAGAAAGAAAAUAGAAAUGGGAAGCGAUAGCGAAGUAGAGAAGACGCAGCAGAAGGAGAAGGAGAGGAAGAAGAUGUUAGCUAUAGCUCCUAUCGCAAAGCCCCUUGCUGGCAAAAAGCUCUCCAAGAAAACCCUUAAGCUCGUCCGAAAAGCAUCUGAGCACAAAUGCUUGAAGAGAGGAGUAAAGGAAGUGGUUAAAAGUAUUCGGCGUGGUCAUAAAGGAUUAUGUGUUAUAGCUGGAAACAUAUCUCCUAUUGAUGUCAUAACUCAUGUUCCGAUCCUAUGUGAAGAGGCUGAAAUUCCAUAUGUCUAUGUUUCUUCAAAAGAAGAUCUUGCAACAGCAGGAGCUACUAAGAGACCAACAUGCUGUGUUUUGGUGCUAACCAAGCCCACCAAAGGUGAACUCGCCAUCGAGGAACAAGAAAAGAUGAAAGCCGAUUAUAGCCAGAUAGUAUCGGAUGUAUCUGAGCUUACAUCAUCCCUUUUCUAAUUAACUCGGAAAAAAAUUUUGAUGUGCUUGUCAUAUAAGCAUUGUUGUUGACAAUCUUAUUUUCCUGCAGCUCAGGUAAUGGUGCUUUGUCUCCGGCAUUUGACUGUCUGUUCAAAACCUUUUGUUUUACUUAUUUUAACCCGCUUCUUUUAAGUGUUUUAUUCAGUGAA